AAAGUUGAUUUACUUUGAGCAUGUUUUGAUAACGGGUACCAGCAGGUGAUUUGUUAAACUCUAUAUUAAUAUUUUUAUUAGAGUAGAAGUGUCCUCACCAUCUGCCCAUUAAAUGAGCACUGUCGACAUAAAAACAACAACUAACAUGCUUAAACCCAAAAACCACUCCUUUUCAAAGGUCGUGUUAUUUCUACUCUCAUUCAUCCCCUUAACACGUCAAUCUAGAACGAUUAAUUGCCGAUAAAUUCCAUGCCAAUUAAAAUAUAUUAAUACAUCCCAACUAUUAGCCCUCGCACGGACGCCCCUAUAAUAAGACAACUCGCCAUUCAUUCACCACUCUUGCCAGCAAUAAGUGUUCAUUCAUUGCAGGAGCCAGCAAAAAGUGUAAUUUAUUUGUCAUUUUUACUAUAAUAAAGGUAAUAACUGAAUUUUUCGAUAUCCUAGGAACAUGGAAGAGAUUAAAAAUAUGAAACUGCCCAAGGCGUUAGUUGAAGAGCUUCGCAAAGCAGAACAACGCUCGACCAUUUCCUGGGAGUCCAGCAACGAGGGGGUCCACGAGAGGGUCAACUUCGAUGACACGAUCUGGGGGCUCAGUCUGGCUGGCGGCUCGUUUUAUAACACCCCUCUUAGAGUUACACAGGUAAAAGAAGGCAGCCGAGCCGAACACGCAGGCAUCCAAGUCGGUGACUUCCUAACUAGCAUCAAUGACAUUGACUCCACGACGCUCACGAUACAGGAGGCCCACGAUAUGAUUCUUGAAUCUGGGUUGCAGAUUAAAUUUGCGUUUUCCGCGCCUGAUGUUGAAGAAACAGUUCACACAGUUUAUCAAGACGUUUUUGAAGACGAAGAAGAGGUGAAACGACGCGUGCAGGAGGUGAAAGCAUCGUACAAACAAGUCGUUUUUAAAGGCGCCAAAACGAACGAUGCGUGGAGUCUGGCGUGGCCGUGCAGCAAAAAACGCGAUAUAAUGUACCGUGAAUCGAACUGUUUUCUGGUCCCCAGUCGCUAUUUGGCGAAGCAUUCGGACAGAAUUUUAAUAAAAAGCAACGGAAUCGGAAAGGAAACAAAACCGGAAAUGGCUCCGACUGUGGAAGUUGAUAACUGAAACUGAAUAAAAGAUUUUCAACA
This is a messenger RNA of Cydia pomonella (codling moth), 1128 nucleotides long. RefSeq lists its product as uncharacterized. The record is from RefSeq and is a predicted model, not a curated record. Lineage: Eukaryota; Metazoa; Arthropoda; Insecta; Lepidoptera; Tortricidae. Gene Ontology annotation, biological process: muscle structure development; actin cytoskeleton organization. The coding region runs from base 449 to 1105 and encodes 218 amino acids. Gene Ontology annotation, molecular function: muscle alpha-actinin binding; actin binding. The transcript has 7 exons. Gene Ontology annotation, cellular component: filamentous actin; adherens junction; Z disc.